CGCUUCUCUGUCUUUUUUAUGCUAUGACGAGAACAGCUGCAUAUAGUCCGAUUAUCGGUUUAUUCAAAGUAUUAUUUUAUUAUUUUCCCGCUUUUUAAAUUUUGAAGACCAACCUAAAGUGAUCAUGAUUUAUUUGCCUUCGUAUUUCAUGUAUCGCAGUCGGACGACUACAACGCAGUUAACAUGGAAGACUGUGGUUUUUAUUCUCUGUGUGUACGCAAUGGAUGUCGUGUUUUGCCAAGCGCGAUAUUCUAUCCCGGAGGAGAUGCCAGAAGGCUCCUUUGUAGGCGACAUCGCCAAGGAUUUGGGAAUAGAGAUAAGUAGACUAAUUUUGGGAAAAGCUCGGGUUGUAACAAAGGGUGGUCGGCAGUAUGUGGACCUGAGCAGAGACAAAGGCACUCUGGUAGUGAAGGAGAGGAUAGACCGAGAGGAGCUCUGUAAGCAAACAACGCCCUGCAGCUUCAGCUUUGAUCUCAUCAUUGAAAACCCCAUACAGCUCCAUCGCGUCACCGUUGAAGUGCAAGAUAUAAAUGACAAUGCACCGAUAUUUCCUAAAAGUACCGUCACUUUGCAAAUUAGCGAAACCACGGCAUCUGGAACACGUUUUCCUUUGGACAGCGCUGUGGAUAUGGACGUGGGUAUAAAUGGAAUUCAAAGCUAUGCUCUCGGUAAUACUAAUCACUUUAACAUAGAAAUAAACACACAGGCUGAUGGCAACAAAUAUGUAGAAAUAAUAUUGCAGCAUGAGCUAGACCGAGAAGAACGUAGUGAACUUACAUUAGCACUCACUGCAUAUGACGGGGGCUCACCUAAGAAAUCCGGUGCCGUUCGAAUUCAGAUUUAUGUAUUAGACGUUAAUGAUAACGCCCCGGUGUGCAAACAGCUUCUAUACAAAGCGGAGGUAAGGGAGAAUUCUCCAGUUGGCACGGUCUUAACGACAGUAAACGCCGCUGACGCUGAUGAAGGAAUAAAUGGACAAGUGUCAUAUUCUUUUGCGCAGGCAAGUAAAGAAGCCAGGGAUGUUUUUGAGAUUAACGCGGAAACAGGGGAUAUUACAACGUUGCACAGUUUAGAUUACGAGACUGAAAAGAGUUAUCAAUUAAAUAUCAAAGCAAUGGAUAAAGGAGGUCUUGCAGAUACGUGUAAAGUUGUCAUAGAUGUUAUUGAUGAAAACGACAAUUCCCCCACCAUACAGCUCAUGUCGUUUACAAACACACUUCCUGAGAAUUCUCCACUAGGAACAACCGUAGCAAUUAUUAAUGUAGAGGAUGCAGAUUCUGGUAAAAACGGGCUCGUGCAAUGCGCAAUAAAUGAGAAUAUACCGUUUAAAAUACAGCCAUCGCUUACUGAUUACUACGUGUUACUUACGGAUGAAAAUCUUGAUCGAGAAAGCAUAGCUGAAUACAACAUAACCAUUCUGGUAUUUGAUCAAGGAAUCCCUGCUCGUCACAGCAAUAAAAAGUUAAAUGUUAAAAUAUCCGAUAUAAAUGAUAAUCCUCCCGUAUUCGAUUUUGAUGAGUAUAGAACGUAUGUUACCGAGAACAACUCUCCGGGUGUGGCUGUAUUGACCGUUAAAGCCAGCGACGCUGACUGGGGGCCAAAUGCCCGAUUGUCCUAUUUUGUGGAAGAUCGUGAAGUACAAGGAAACCCAGUAAAUUCAUUGGUUUCGAUCAAUUCAGAUAGCGGCGUUAUACAUGCUAUCAGAGUCUUUGAUUAUGAACAAAUGAAGACUUUGACCUUUAACGUAACAGCAAGAGAUGGAGGGUCCCCUCCUUUAAGAUCUGAAGUUAAGGUGACAAUCAUUGUUCAAGAUCAGAAUGACAACGCUCCUCAGGUUCUCUACCCAGUACAGACUGGCGGCUCUCUGGUGGCUGAGAUUGUGCCUCGUUCAGCAGAUGUUGGCUAUCUUGUCACUAAAGUGGUGGCUGUUGAUGUGGACUCUGGACAGAAUGCCUGGCUCUCCUACAAACUACAGAAAGCCACAGACAGGGCGCUGUUUGAAGUGGGUCCACAGAACGGAGAGAUACGAACUGUGCGCCAGGUCACUGAUAAAGAUGCUGUGAAACAAAAGCUCACUGUUGUUGUGGAGGAUAACGGACAGCCCUCUCGCUCAGCUGUAGUUAACAUUAAUGUAGCUGUAGCGGACAGUUUUCCUGAAGUGCUCUCGGAAUUCAAUGAUUUUAUGCAUGAAAAGCAGUACAAUGACAGCCUGACAUUUUAUUUAGUUUUAGCACUCGCUGCUGUUUCGUUUCUUUUCAUAACUUGUUUAGUUGUAAUAAUAUCAGUGAAGAUAUACAGGUGGAGACAAUCCCGCAUCUUCUAUCAGUCCAAUCUCCCAGUCAUUCCGUACUAUCCACCAGGUUAUGCAGACGCAGGAGUUACUGGAACUUUGCCGCACAUGUACAAUUAUGACGUGUGCAUGACGACUGAUUCUAGAACAAGUGAUUGCAAAUAUUCUACACUUGGUGGACAAAAUGUUUUAGUGGUGGAUUCAAGUUUCGCGGAGACUAUGGAACGCAAGACGAAGAAAAUGGACUUCCUGGAAAAUCCAGAUUCGCCAGAAAUGGUAGGAAAAUUGAUAUUUCAGUAUCGCAGUUUGACCCUCUUUUGUUUCUAA
Molecule: messenger RNA, 2617 nt
Organism: Electrophorus electricus (electric eel)
Lineage: Eukaryota; Metazoa; Chordata; Actinopteri; Gymnotiformes; Gymnotidae
Product: protocadherin beta-16
Biological process (GO): homophilic cell-cell adhesion
Cellular component (GO): plasma membrane
Molecular function (GO): calcium ion binding
Source: RefSeq, a predicted model, not a curated record